Messenger RNA from Didymodactylos carnosus, 1311 nucleotides. The record is from the annotation of a GenBank genome assembly. Lineage: Eukaryota; Metazoa; Rotifera; Eurotatoria; Philodinida; Philodinidae.
AUGACGAAUGUGAGUACGACUACUCUGUCACCCCUUAUAUCUCAAUUGAAUUCCAUCAACUCGGAUUUUAAUCGUUAUAUUCCUAUACCGUUGUUGGUAUUAGGAACAUUGGGAAAUAUAUUCAACUUAAUUAUGUUUCGGCAAAAAGCACUACGGGUUCUAUCAUGUUCUAUUUAUUUUUUAUCAUCAACUGUGUGCAACUUUUUUGCUUUAUACUCUGGUCUUAUUACACCCUUUCUCAGUUUGUAUGGCCUUGAUCCAACGGUCUAUUCUGCGGCAUUGUGUAAAAUACGAUAUUAUAUUCGUUAUACAUCCAUUACAUUAUCGUCAUGGUUUACUCUAUUAGCAUGCAUAGAUCGUUUUAUGUCAACUUCUCAGAAUGCAAAUGUUCGCCAUUAUAGUAGAUUACCCAUAGCCUAUCGUGUGACGCUUAUUACCGUCUUGGUUGGUAUGACAGGUCCAUUUACACAAACAUUCUACUGUUACGACCUGAUCAAUAAAUCAUGUACAACUCGCGAUACUCCAUGCAAACUGCUAAAUGAUAUCAUGCUAUUAUCAUGUCUUAGUUUCGUUCCGCAAAUCACUAUGGUUGUGUUUACAUUUCUAACCAUCAGAAAUGUGAGAAAGAUGAGAAUGAGCACAAGACGAUAUGAUGUUAAAUUGGUUAAAAUGUUACAAGUUCAAGUCAUUGUCAUGGUUAUUUUCUACUCGAUACCUGUUACCGCUCAAAAAUUGUAUGCUGAUUCAACAGUAUAUGUCACCGGCAAUUCUGUAUAUAAAAUUUACUUUAUCGAGAAUGGAGAUAAAAGAGAAGAAAUUUGUUUAAUGACUAUUAAAUACAUAGAAUUAUGUCUUGAACUUCUGUUAAAAUACCGUUCAUCGAAUGAUUUUAUAACUGGUAAUAUUUUCCAAGCAUUAGCUCAGCUUUAUAAAUUAAUACCAAGAUAUGAUGAUGCUUUGAAUAAUUACGACGAAGCUCUAGAAAUUUAUCUACAACAGGCUGCAUCUUGUCAUCAUGGAAUUGAAAUGUCAAUAACUGAACCACUUAAAUACCAAGUAAUAAAACAUGAAUAUAAAUUGAAAUUACUAGCAAUAGAACCAACAAUGAAUGAUGAGGGUGAAAUUAAUUUGAAGAAAAAACAAAUAGCUGAUAGUCAUAUUGAAUUAGCUGAUAUUUACAUCAAAUUACAACAACAUGAUUUAGCUUUUGAACAUUUAACAAUAGCUAUAAAUUUCUAUAAAGAAACUAAGAAUUCUAAUUACGAAGCCAUUGAAGAAAAAAUGAAAAUUGUACAGACCUUUCUACAAUAA